UGAUAAGAUUUUUACAUAGAGAUAUCUAAUCUUAGAGAUUAUUUAAUAUUACUUUUCCUUCGCUUCCAGCGACUUUUUGUGAUUUUUAUACUAAAAAUUGCAUUGAGAAGAAGAGUGGCUUUUUUUAGAAAGAUUUGAAAAAAUUGUGAUGAAACUAAGGUGAUAUACCAUGGGUGUGGUAUUUUGGUUAGCGCAUUCAUUGUAUCGAGUGUUAUACUCUUUCAUCCACAUUAUUUUAGCUUUCUACCAUAAAGGUAAAAAACAAAUUGUUCCACCAAUCAAGUAUCCUCUUCUACUCAAAUCUGCAUCUAAACUUGCCGAAGAAAUACGGGAAGGAAAAGUAAAAAGUGAAGAAGUAGUUCAAGCCUACGUAAAUAGAAUCUUAGAAGUUGAGCCAUACAUAAAUGCUGUUGUUCAAGAUCGUUUCACCGAAGCUUUAGAAGAAGCAAAAGAAGUUGAUAAAAUAAUCAGCGAAAUUACGUACUCUGAAUCAUUUUCCAAGCAACAACUGGCUGAUGAAAAACCAUUCUUUGGCGUGCCAUUUACUAUUAAGCUUCUGAUAAAAGUUAAAGGACUUCCUUGUACUGCUGGCAGUAAAUUAUUUGAACAUCAGAUUGCAGAAGAAGAUGCUCAUUGUGUUGCUUUAAUAAAGAAAGCGGGUGGUAUCAUUUUGGCGAAUACAAAUACACCUGAAUUCGGCUUUUCUUUGGAAUGCUUCAAUCUCCUUUAUGGACAAACACGCAAUCCCUAUGAUACGACAAGAACUCCUGGUGCAAGUAGUGGAGGAGAAGGUGCUUUACUAGGAGCAGGUGCUUCUGUUGUAGGGGUAGGAAACGAUAUGCUGGGCAGUGUCCGUUUACCAGCUCAUUUUUGUGGAAUUUUCUCUCACAAACCUUCAAAGGGUUUAGUUGUGAAUUCAGGAAGUUUUCCAGUACCCCACCCUGAUCAUCUACCCUACAUUUUUGUGGGACCAAUGUGCAGAUAUUCUGAAGAUCUUCAAGCAGUGAUGAAAGUUUUUACUGAAGAAAACCCAAUAAGACUCAAAUUUGGACAAAAGGUAGACUUCCGAAAUUUGAAGAUUUAUUACUCAACGAGUAUAAAGGACUUUGGAAUGCUUCCUGUAGAUAAAGAAAUAGUUUCAUCAAUGCUUAAAGCUAUUUCUCAUUUCACUAAAAAAUACGACGUAGCUGCAAAGAAAGUGGAAAUUCCUCUAAUAGAAAGAACUAUUGAAACUGGAAUUAGUCGUGCUAUAGCACCACUUUCAAACAUAGUCAAUUUCAUAACAUUAGGUAAAGUUGAUCAUAUAAACUUACCUCUAGAGCAUUUAAAGUUGCUAUUUGGAAAAUCGACAUUUUCUUUUCCUCCGUUACUUUGGAUAAUGGGGAACAAGUUGCUUUCCAGAUUUAUUAUCGGAAACAAUCCCACUUCACAAAAAAAGUAUGAAAUUAUUCUUGGGAAAUUGAGAAAGGAAUUGGACGAGCUUCUUGACGACGAAAAUGCCAUUUUCAUCUAUCCAACUCAUCCUGUUCCAGCUCCUUACCAUUAUGAAAUGUCAACAAGUCUUCCUUUGAGUUGGGCCUAUACUGGAACUUUCGAUUUUACUGGUCAUCCAGCAACUCAGUGUCCUCUUGGAAUAAACAAAGAAGGCUUACCAUAUGGUAUGCAAAUCAUAGGUGGAAUGAAUAAUGAUCCACUUACCAUAGCUUGUGCUGCAGAACUGGAAAAAGUUUUUGGGGGAUGGAUUCCUCCCAAGCCAAAUAACUUUUAAUGGUAAUUUGCGGAGUUAAAAUUAACUUGAACCACUUCUUUCAAAUAAAUAUUGAACAUCUUAAGAAUUUUAAAAAGAAAAUUUUUAAUUUUAAUAAUUUUCCUUUUUCUAAGUUGGAAGUCUCACCAUUUCAGUGCAUUUUAAAAUGUUCUGUAUAAUUGAAUCUAGGCAACUCUUUUUUGGCAAAAUUGUAUAGUUUAAAACUAAAGCCAGCUUUUGUAUUUAAGGCUCGUGAACUGUGUGUUUUUUAAAAUUUUCCUUUGAGAUAGAGUUUUGCAUAAUACUAAUAAAAAAAUAAAAAGACAAGAAAUUAUUUUCGUCAAACUAAUAUUUCUUUUUAUUAAAGUAAAUGU
Parasteatoda tepidariorum (common house spider) is the source of this 2121-nucleotide messenger RNA. Its product is annotated as fatty-acid amide hydrolase 2. Gene Ontology annotation, cellular component: endomembrane system. The record is from RefSeq and is a predicted model, not a curated record. NCBI's taxonomy places the organism in Eukaryota, Metazoa, Arthropoda, Arachnida, Araneae, Theridiidae.